AUGAGCACAAGUAGAGUAGGACAUGCAAUUGGUCAAUACAUUUGUAGAGAUACCUCUUUAUCAUUAAGAAAAUUGGUAAAUAAAGUGAGUUCAUGGAGAAUCUUCAGUAUCACAUCUGGAUUAAGAAAAAAUUUAGAUCAUACAGUUCCUGAUUUAGGAUUUGGUGGAGCAGAAGUGAACGUUUUUGUAAAUUCCAAAAGAGACAAAGUGAAUUUUGGAAAGUGGUGUCAAAUUACAAAAUCAUUAAAAGAUAUGUUUGUUCAACUAGCUACUGACAUAGAUCUGUCAGAAGAAAUACAACAUGAAUUGGUACUUCCUGGAUUUAUACAUGGUG
Molecule: messenger RNA, 334 nt
Organism: Entrophospora candida
Lineage: Eukaryota; Fungi; Glomeromycota; Glomeromycetes; Entrophosporales; Entrophosporaceae
Source: the annotation of a GenBank genome assembly